This is a messenger RNA of [Torrubiella] hemipterigena, 2364 nucleotides long. The record is from the annotation of a GenBank genome assembly. NCBI's taxonomy places the organism in Eukaryota, Fungi, Ascomycota, Sordariomycetes, Hypocreales, Clavicipitaceae.
AGGAGUGCAUCCAUAUCCAGCUAACAAAGCUGAAAUGCAAAGACACGCAGGUGGCAGUGACUGCAAGCUCAGAAUACCGCCCGCAUCUUGCAUAACAUCAGCCGAGCCUCCGAGCGCUGCUAACAGCAUACUAGACCAGGUCAGCCCGGGCUUCUGGAAACUGCGUGGAAGGAAGCCCAAGCCGUUUCACAAUCUGCACUGAUCUAGCCUGGGCAGCGUCCCCGUUCUGUAUGGGCCGGGACUCCUUUUCUGGCCCACUACAUUGCAGGUGGUCGGCGUCAGCAUCCAGCAAAUAGUUUCAACGGGGAGCAAAAUAUUUGCACGCGGGCCUGCUACCGUAGUACAGGGAUUUAAUCGCCGUCUUCUGACCUGUGGUGUGGACACACCACGGCCUGCAUACGAUCGGCUUGGGCGCAGAGGACAUCUAUACCCAGCAAGCAUCUAGGUUCAUUGCCGGAACAGCAAAUUAUGGAACGCCAAUGUGCCAUGUGUUUGACACCAGCGCUCCCAUGUUGCAUUCCGCUUUCGUAGGCUGCCGCUUUGGGCUUGGUCGGUAGGGAAUCGUGUCCUAGUUGGCUCCGGUGGAUGCCUAGAUAGGCAGCAUUGCACGACAUUUCUUUCGUAAAUAGAGCAGCAUACGGACGUAUUUGGCAGCGCUGCAACAUGGAAUUGCUCAUGGACAAUGGCUAAUAAGUCGUAUCAUACCACGGCCCUAGACGCCCUAGACGCCCUGCUCAUUCGAGAGCGACUUACAACUUGGCAGCAGCUCUGCUGCAAUCCCCGCCGUUUCGUGGCUACUUGGCUAUAUUCGUUGGUUUCUUGCCAAACAGUCUCAAAAUCCAAAGAUGGUAUCUCCGUUGUCUGCGUAUCUGAUACGCAUGGGUCCAAGCCGUCAUUGCCAAUGGGCGAUAUCCUCGUCCACGCUGGCGACCUGACAAAAUCCGGGACCGUUUCUGAGCUACAGGAGGCGGCAGACUGGAUAGCAUCCCAACAACACAAGAUCAAGAUAGUAGUUGCCGGUAACCAUGACAUUGCACUAGAUCCGAGCUACAAACGAACAAAAGGCAGACACGGGCCGGAAUUGGCUACAUCCGCCAUACAAUGGGGCGAUAUCAUCUACCUAGAAAACACGUCUGCGUCAAUACAGUGUCCGAAUGGGAGGCAGCUCGUGGUUUAUGGUAGCCCGCUGUCUCCUAUACACGGGAACUGGGCGUUUCAAUAUCCUCGUCUACAAGAUCCAUGGACCGAUAUCCCACCCGUCUGCGACAUUCUCGUUACACAUGCGCCGCCAUUCGGGCAUGGCGAUCUCGGCUACGGCUGCCGUCACCUGCUAUCUCGCCUUUGGCACAUCCGGCCCAAGCUGCACGUCUUUGGCCAUGUCCACGAGGGCGCAGGGUCCUACGCCUUGGCAUAUGACGCAUUUCAAGCCGCCUAUGAAGCUGUGAUAUCUCAUCCAAGCAUGUGGAGUCUUGCUCGCUUAGCUUGGCAGUUUGUCACUCGCGUCAUGUGGACGUCAGAAGAACCACAGUCGCAGCUAGUAAACGCAGCCCUGACUGGUGGUCUGCGUAACAAGAUAGUCCGUCAACCUAUCAAGGUCUGGAUAUGAUAUUGUUGUUACACGCAAGGGACACAAGAGCGUGCCCGUGUAGCAGAUACUGGCAUUACCCCUGUGCCCUGAGGUCUCUAGUAUCGGAAAAUUGAAGGCGCACGGAGCCGCUUCCGGUCCCAUGCCCACAACGUGGUCGCUUUCCAACCAGGGUAGCGAUUCAUAAUAGUUGGAGCUUCUCCGGUCCCAACGGGCGGGAACAAACGGGUCUUGGAGUUCGUGUUUCGCUUGACAGAGUUCAUUUACACUCUACGCGACGGAGCCGCGGUGCGAGUUUGAUUGCGGUGUGGAUCGACAAUGCAGGGAUGGCAACUGUGCAUACAAUCUAUUUUUUGCUUUUGCGACAACUUCUGGGGGAGAGAGGGGACAAGAGACGCCACAGACCAAAUUGGAAUAUAAGGUGCACAUAUAUUACAUGAAGCAUGGGAUGGUGGGUUGUUGCUCGUGUCCUUCGAUAGUGCUUCUAGAAGGGUUGGGUUCCUCAGCUAAGCUAUGACAGUCUACCCGUCCUUGGAUACUGGCUUAUAACUUUGUAUCUCAUUAUGUAUAAUGCAUUCAGCUGCGCGUUUACUCCAUGUAGUGGAAACUACUGCCACCUGAUCAGUUUAGGCGCUGUUAGACGGCUCCCUAUGAAAUGGAUUGACUGGCGAACCACAUACCUCUCUCCUGCGUAGCUACAACUUUCCUUUUCAAUAAAUAGUAGAUCCGACCAUUUUUCUCCAAUAAAUACAGAAUAUUUACUAGCAUUCUUAGUAAAU